This is a messenger RNA of Talpa occidentalis (Iberian mole), 1401 nucleotides long. It is a transcript of the gene RPL6, whose product is annotated as ribosomal protein L6. Gene Ontology annotation, molecular function: structural constituent of ribosome. Gene Ontology annotation, biological process: translation. The transcript has 7 exons. NCBI's taxonomy places the organism in Eukaryota, Metazoa, Chordata, Mammalia, Eulipotyphla, Talpidae. The coding region runs from base 25 to 891 and encodes 288 amino acids. The record is from RefSeq and is a predicted model, not a curated record. Gene Ontology annotation, cellular component: ribosome.
UAAUUCUCUUUCCCAUCUUGCAAGAUGGCGGGCGAAAAGGGUGAGAAGGCGCCUCCUAAGGAGAAGAAACCUGCAGCCAAGAAAGCUGAUGCUGGUGGCAAGGUUAAGAAGGCCAAGGGCAAGGGCAAAACCCCUAAGAAGGGGAAGCCCCACUGCAGCCGAAACCCUGUCCUAGUGAGAGGAAUUGGCAGAUAUUCCCGAUCUGCUAUGUAUUCCAGAAAGGCCAUGUACAAGAGGAAGUACUCAGCAGCUAAAUCUAGGAUUGAAAAGAAAAAGAAGGAGAAGGUUCUGGCUACAGUCACAAAACCAGUUGGUGGUGACAAGAAUGGCGGUACCCGAGUAGUUAAACUUCGCAAAAUGCCUAGAUACUAUCCUACUGAAGAUGUGCCCCGAAAGCUGUUGAGCCAUGGCAAAAAACCAUUCAGUCAGCAUGUCAGGAAACUGCGAGCUAGCAUCACUCCCGGGACCAUUCUGAUCAUCCUAACAGGGCGUCACAGAGGCAAGAGGGUGGUUUUCUUGAAGCAGCUGGGCAGUGGCUUGCUACUUGUGACUGGACCUCUGUCCCUCAAUCGAGUUCCUCUGCGUAGGACACACCAGAAAUUUGUCAUUGCCACUUCUACCAAAAUUGACAUCAGUGGUGUGAAGAUCCCCAAACAUCUCACUGAUGCUUACUUCAAGAAGAAGAAGCUGCGUAAGCCCCGACACCAGGAAGGUGAGAUCUUCGACACAGAGAAGGAGAAAUACGAGAUUACAGAGCAGCGCAAGGUGGAUCAAAAAGCUGUGGACUCGCAAAUUCUGCCAAAAAUCAAAGCUGUUCCCCAGCUGCAGGGCUACCUCCGCUCUGUGUUUGCUCUCACCAAUGGAAUUUAUCCUCACAAGUUGGUGUUCUAAGUUUCCUGCAAAGAAUCUAAUUAAAUAAUGAUAAUUUCUUUUGUCUUUUUUUUUUUCAAAUUUGCCUGGUGGUGUAGCUGGGUCAGAUUAAUGGACUCCACUGAGGGGAAUGGGGUUGAUGGGACAGGGUGCUGUGCACUGAGUUGGAACCUCUUCAUCAGCUUUAGGUUGGCAUUCUUACUUAGUGUCUGGCUUUUCAGACACUAUGACAUUCCCCAAUCCAUGCUGAACAAGCGCAUCUGUACGAGGAAGAGAAACUGGGCUCCUGACAGGUUUUCAGUCCUAACUGAAUGUUGCUGUUUCUUGUAAAAUCUAGCUUGUUUUAAAGCAUACACAGUAAAGAACAGUAUAAUUAUCUUCCGCUUGUUUUAACCAAAAUCCCUCAUGCUGUAUAUGUUACUACCCAGAAAGGUUAGUUUCCAUUGUUAACUAUGAAUUAAGUGCAGUGUUGCAGUCAACCUCAGCUGUGCGGAUGAGCAAAUAAACAGGUGAGAAUUAUUUGCUGAAUGA